AUGUUGAAAUGUCUACGUCUCAAAUUAUUUGAAUGUUCUGCAACAAAGUUACACCAAAAAAAUUUUUCAUUUCAUACAAAUACUCGACAAAAUUUUCUUACUUGCAAUUCAAAUAAGACUUCUUCACAAGAAAAUAAUCUUUCCGUACAUAACAUUCAAUAUUCUUUUGAGCAUUUUGAAAAUUAUCCUUAUCCUACUUUUGAAAAUAAUAACCUGCUACCCGAAUUAAUCAUGCCUAACUAUGCUAAUGGAAACGGUCAUUAUACCUCCAACAAAAUUGAAAGCGUAGCAAGAUCACCUUACCUUAACAAAGGAACUACUGCGCCCCUUUCCUUACGAAAUGCCCUAAAUACUGCCGGUCUUUUGCCAUCUACCGUAGAAACUGUCGAAAAACAAAAGAAAAGGGCUUUGACUCAAUUGAGAUCUAAGUCAUCCCCUUUGGAAAAAUACAUUUUUCUUGCAUGGCUUAGAAAUACUAAUGUUAAAUUAUUUUAUAGUAUUGUUAUCGAGGAAUUGGAGGAAAUUACCCCUCUUAUCUACACUCCAACCGUUGGUACCGCUUGUUUGGAAUAUUCCCAUAUAGCUCCAUUCCUUGCCCCACCGGGAGUACCAGAUGGACUUUUCCUUUCUUUGAAUGACCUUCCGAAUUUAACUCAAAUAAUCAAAAGCUAUCGUCCGUAUCCAUUUGAUGAUUCUUUAACCCCACAAAUUGCCGUGAUCACUGAUGGAUCAAGAAUUCUGGGUUUAGGUGAUUUGGGUGUGAAUGGUAUGGGAAUCCCCGUUGGAAAACUUCAAUUAUAUGUGGCAGCAGCAGGAAUUGACCCUCGACGUACUUUGCCAAUCACCGUUGACUUUGGUACUAAUAAUGAAAAAAAUUUGAAUGAUGAAUUCUACCUUGGCCUUCGAAAAAAGAGAGUGGAUGACGAUCAAUUUUAUUCAUUUAUGGAUGCUGUCAUUAAAUCUUUAAUUAAAGUACAUCCCAAGUUAUUGAUUCAAUUCGAAGAUUUCUCGUCUGAACACGCAUUUGACCUUUUAACCAAAUAUCGAGAUAAUACUUUCUGUUUUAAUGAUGAUAUUCAAGGAACGGGGGCUGUAAUUCUAUCUGGCUUUAUUAAUGCUGUAAAGCUUGUAGAAAAUGAAAUUCAUCCAACAGAACAUCGAUUAUUGUUUUUCGGUGCUGGAUCUGCUGGUGUUGGCGUUGCCAAACAACUGAUUGAAUUCUUCAAAGUGGAACAUGGAAUGUCUGAAGAAAAUGCAAAGAAAUUGGUUUGGUUGGUAGACACAAAGGGACUUGUAACGCUUGACCGUGGUGACAAAUUGGCCAGACAUAAAGUAUUUUUUGCCCGUGAUGAUAAUGAUGGAUGUCAAUUUAAAAAACUUGAAGAAGUUAUAGAAUACGUCAAACCCACUGCACUUAUAGGAUUAUCAUCAACCGGCGGAGUAUUUAAUAAAAAUAUUAUUAGAAGAAUGGCUGAAUUAAAUAAAAAUCCAAUUAUCUUCCCAUUAUCUAAUCCAAUGGUUAAUGCUGAAUGUACUUUUGAUACUGCAAUGAAAGAAUCAGAUAAUCGUGUUAUAUUUGCCUCCGGUACGGCAUUUCCAUCAUAUACGAUACCAGAAACUGGUAAAACAAGACAUCCAGGUCAAGGAAAUAACAUGUACAUUUUCCCUGGAUUAGGUUUAGGUGCGAUUCUUGCUAAGCCAGAACGUAUCACUGAUCGACAAAUAUACACAUCUGCAUCAGCAUUGGCAACUUCGUUGACAGAAGAAGAAAGAUCGUCGGAAUUACUUUAUCCCGUUGUGAGUCGCAUUCGUCAUGUAUCAGCUCAAGUGGCUGCAGCGGUAAUCGUUGAAGCAGUAGAUGAAGGUUUAGCACGCGAUGAACUAAUUAUUAAUAUGGUACAAAAUGAUUGUGAAGAACUUAAAACUCGACAAGGAGAAAAAUGGGAGAAAUUGGUUAAAUUUGUUCAAGAAAACAUGUGGGACCCUA
Molecule: messenger RNA, 1987 nt
Organism: Funneliformis caledonium
Lineage: Eukaryota; Fungi; Glomeromycota; Glomeromycetes; Glomerales; Glomeraceae
Source: the annotation of a GenBank genome assembly